UUCACAUUCAAUAAGAAUCUAAAGUCUCUAAUUAAUAGCUUAAAUGGAGUUUUCACGUCUCUCUCUUUUAACUUUUUUCUGUUUGGCUAUUGCAGGAAUAGUUGCAUCUCAUUCUGACAUAGAAGGCAAAGUACUCUUUUUGGAAAAUGAUUUAUAUCCUGGCAAAAUAUUCAAAGGACUUCAAAAACUUUCUGAUGUUCAACCAUUUCGAACAAUUGGAUGGUUGCCGAUUGAAAAAGCAAAUCAACAAUCCGAAGAUGUAAUCGAAAAAGAGAGCUAUAGUCUUGAUGAGAUUUGUGGGGGUCCUCCGGCUAUAGGAGAAGACAAGUUAUGUGCAACAUCUUUAGAAUCAAUGAAAGAUUUUGCCAUUUCAAAGCUUGGGUUGAAAAUUAAGUCAUAUUCAGGCUAUUUUGCCAAAAAUCAAGACCAGUAUGUUGUUGAGGAAGUAAAUAAAAUUGCGGACAAAGGAGUUAUGUGUCAUAAAUUGAAUUUAGGUAAAGAUGUAUUUUAUUGUCACCAAGUCAAUGCGUCAACAACUUACAUGGUUCCAUUGACCGCAUCUGAUGGAACUACGGUUAAGGCAUUGGCCGCUUGUCACCAUGAUACAAGAGGUAUGAACCCAAAUUUGCUUGAUGAAGUUCUCAAAGUUAAGCCUGGGACUGUCCCGGUUUGCCAUUUUGUUGGCAAUAAGGCUGUUGCUUGGCUUCCUGUUCCUGUUACGAGUGAUUCCAAUGAUCAUCCUUGUGCAAUAUAAGGGAUUGGGAGUAAUUUGAUGUACAAAUAUUAUAUCUCUAUGUUUUCCAUGUAUUUCAAAUAAAACUAGUUCUAAACUAGUUAGAACUAUUUAUCUGUCUUUGUGCAAGUUUGUUUCCUAUGACAUGUAAGAUAAUGUAUGUUUGAAUUUCAUGAUGUUAAAAAAAAUUGUGUUUUUGAUAUCAUAUCUUCUUGAUAUGUAUAGUUCAACUCCACUAUAUAAA
This is a messenger RNA of Vicia villosa (hairy vetch), 977 nucleotides long. RefSeq lists its product with no specific name. Bases 44 to 754 code for a protein of 236 amino acids. NCBI's taxonomy places the organism in Eukaryota, Viridiplantae, Streptophyta, Magnoliopsida, Fabales, Fabaceae. The transcript has 3 exons. The record is from RefSeq and is a predicted model, not a curated record.